Dacryopinax primogenitus is the source of this 522-nucleotide messenger RNA. Its product is annotated as PIG-P-domain-containing protein. NCBI's taxonomy places the organism in Eukaryota, Fungi, Basidiomycota, Dacrymycetes, Dacrymycetales, Dacrymycetaceae. Bases 1 to 522 code for a protein of 173 amino acids. The record is from RefSeq and is a predicted model, not a curated record. The transcript has 3 exons.
AUGCCUCCCUCCCCUCCGGCUUCACCAACAUCUCCCCUCUCACCCAUAGCUCCCUAUCCUCCACCCACAUCACCCAGCUCGCCUGCCUCACAACCUCGCACACGCGCACGCGAAGUCUACGGCUUCACCGCAUACGUCGGAACUCUGCUGCUAUUUGUGCUCUAUGUUGUUUGGGCCGUGACACCGGACGCAUGGCUUGAGAGGAUAGGGGUGGAGUGGUAUCCUAAUAGAGAAUGGGCGAUCCUGGUGCCCGCAUGGACGACUGUCGUCGUUCUCCUAACCUACUUGACUUACCUCGGGCUCGCACUGUCAGCUACACCAUCCUUCACAGAUCUGACCACGAUAACUGAUACGCGCGCACACAUCCUCAAGAUGGAAGGGGAUGUCAACCCGUUGCUGCACUACUCCCGACCAGACGCCGUCCCGCACGAGUUUGACAUCCCUCUGGGGACAGUCAACCGGGUGCUCUACGGGAAACGUCCCCUGUCUUCCGUUGCACCAUGUCAGGCAACGAUACAUUAA